Molecule: messenger RNA, 1111 nt
Organism: Hevea brasiliensis (rubber tree)
Lineage: Eukaryota; Viridiplantae; Streptophyta; Magnoliopsida; Malpighiales; Euphorbiaceae
Exons: 4
Coding region: 106-864 (252 amino acids)
Source: RefSeq, a predicted model, not a curated record
CCGACAGUAAAUAAAGGGAGGACAGUGGUAGAGGCAGCUGCAGAAGCAAUCUAAAUCCUUCAAAGAUUAUCUAUAUCAUCAACAAUUCAAGAUCGAUCAUCUGAUAUGAUGAUUUUGAGUAAGCCUUUGAGUCCGGUGUCUAUUGACGAUGUUAAAUCGGACGGAACCGCAGAUGGCUUGAUUCAAAGGGUCACAGGAGAUAGUUCGACUGGAUCCGAGGUUGUCCUCAACAUUGAUAAGCAAGAAGAGAACCAAAAAAGGAAGCAUAGCUCGAAUCAAAGGGAUACGACCCUGGAACGGAUUUUUCUUAUCAUAAAUUUUGUUGUAGAGCUUCCAUCAGCAGUUUUUGAGCAGCUAUCCUCAGUGCGCAAACCGCAAUAUGCAUUAGUCAGCAUGAUAAUGUCUUUCACAGUGAUGCUCAUCUCCAUUAUUGAUCUUGCUCGAACAUGCCAAAGAGAAGGAGCUAAAUUAACGAUGAGAGGCUCCCCAUCUCAAAGUCACAAGCCCCUGAGCACAUUUGCUGUUAUUGUUGGAUUAGUUUGUAGCAUCUUCCAAUGCGUUUUUGCCGCAAUUGCUUAUGCCUUUCUGUCUCGUAAAGCUGAAUGUCCUAUCAAAAUCUCUGUUUGGCCUUUAAUCUUUGCCUCUGGUGUAUUAUGGUUUAGAUUUCCCAGGAAUGAACACAUCCUUGAGCGCGCAGAAAUUCGUCCAAACAGUCCUGCUCCUGCUCAACCUGCCCUGAAUAGACAGCAGCCUCCUGAAUCUCCAUUACCCAACAGGGAUAAGAAAAUGUCCACUAUAGAGAAAUUAAGGGUUGCAACAUUAGUAAGAAAGGCCGCUCUCCAGUACCGGCAGUUAGACACUUGAAUAUGGUGAGGAACUCAAGGAACAGGAAAUUGACCGCAUAGAUCAGAGCUAUUCUUCUUCAGUAGAUGCCACCGUCCUAGUUGAGUUUUGGACAAAAGAGAAUUAGGAUGCUUUCUUUUUGUUUCCAGGGAAAAAAAAGGUUUCUUUUUAAGUAAUUUGGGGGAUCCAAGGCUUGGGAAAAAAACAUUCGACAGCACCGCCACUACCUUUGUAUUCUUGUUUCAUUAAUGGAUGCUGACAUUCUAAA